AUGAAGCGGAAUAAGCCAGGAAAGUACGUGAGGUCCAAGCGGAUGCGGAAAUCAGAAAGAGAUUGUGAAGAUUUUUAUCAAGACACUGAAGAGGGUACAGACGAAAAAUUAAUUACCAUCUCGCAAACGGAACUGAAGGGCAUCCUCGACAAACGCACUACCCCAGUUGUUCGAGCUAUUCACACAAAACCAACUAACUCUACAAGAACUGAUAUUGCGAGGAGCUCUAGUGUCAAGGACAGCAGUGUACGAAAACCUCCCGUUUGUUUCCGGUGUCACGAGACCGGGCAUGUGGCACCUAACUGCUCGCAACCAGAUAACCGGAAGUGCUACCGAUGUGGAGAAAUUGGACAUGUAGCUAGUUCCUGUUCGAUCUUGCAAGGACAGAGCAAGGAGCAAACUAAAAAGGUACAGAUUUUAUCUAAUUUGAGUGAUACAUACAAAAAAACAGUAAAAGUUAACAAUACGUUUGUGAAAGCAUAUAUAGAUACAGGCAGUGAAAUGAACGUUAUGUCGGAUACGGCGGCACGAGCUAUCGGUUUAACAGUCAAGCCCACUGAUGUGAUAUUGAGAGGUUUUGCGGGAAACGGUGUACCAGCUCGGGGCACUGUCGAGUUCUCUCUUCAUGUAGACAACGUGCAAAUAUGCACUACUGCAGUAACGACGGAUAUUGACUUAGGAGAAGUCGCUUUGAUUAUCGGCCAGCCGGUUAUUAACGACGAAGGUAUAUCCUUUACCGUCACACGAUCUGGAGCUGAACUUAACAUGACACAAACUGGUGAUUUAAAAUUUAUUGAUGUGAUCGAAGAAGCGAACCGCUAUAAAGUACAGAUGGAAUCUGACACAGAAAUUCCAGUGGGAGACAGUUUGGUGAAGGUGGUGGUGGAAGGAGCACCGCCAGGCGAACUUUGUACCAAGCCACGUCAGCACAGCAUUGGAGCAACGCACUACGCAAUAGCCAGUUCGAUUCUCCGGGGCGGCGCUGGCUACCUGAGAGUCUGCAACAUCGGUGAGGUGCCGUUGCGAUGGAAGAAGGGGGACACCAUUGCUCGUGCUGAGCAGUGUAUGGAGAUAGCAGGGGUAAGCGCAAAUUUAUUAUUUAUGAGGAGAGGAGAGAUAGAUAAACAAGUUCCAGGUGAGGUAGGUGGGUUGUCACUAGGCGAACUUGAUGUGGGGGAUAUUAAUGAAAGUGAGAGGUAUGAACUCAUAGAUUUGUUGGUAUCCCACUCAGAUUGUUUCGCCAGUUCACCUACAGAUAUAGGCGAGACUGAUUUAGGGGAGAUGAGCAUUAAACUUACUACUGAUAAACCAGUAAAUAGGAAACCUUAUAGAUUAGCACAUGCAGAGAGGGAAGUAGUGACUAGCAAAAUCGAGGAAAUGUUAGAGAGUAAUAUAAUUAGAGAAUCUGCAUCCGAGUACGCAUCGCCUAUAAUAUUAGUUCGGAAGAAAAAUGGUGAUUACCGACUGUGCGUUGACUAUAGGGCACUCAAUGCUGUGACGGUAAAAGAAAGAUUUCCAUUACCGCACAUUGAUGAUCAGUUAUCUAAAUUGGCGGGGAAAAGAGUAUUUACAAGUUUAGAUUUAUUUGCCGGGUAUCAUAACAUUAAAAUAAAUCCGAAUUCAGUAGAUAAAACGGCGUUUGUUACACCAGACGGCCACUUCGAGUAUUUGAGGGUUCCGUUUGGUCUAGCGAACGCACCGUCGGUAUUCAUGCGGUUCGUUAUACGCUAG
Maniola jurtina (meadow brown) is the source of this 1731-nucleotide messenger RNA. RefSeq lists its product as uncharacterized. NCBI's taxonomy places the organism in Eukaryota, Metazoa, Arthropoda, Insecta, Lepidoptera, Nymphalidae. The transcript is spliced from 3 exons. Gene Ontology annotation, molecular function: zinc ion binding; nucleic acid binding. The record is from RefSeq and is a predicted model, not a curated record. The coding region runs from base 1 to 1731 and encodes 576 amino acids.